AUGCCAUUUUAUGAGCUGGCAGGACUACGUGUGUCGGGAGCCGUAGUCUCGGACAGCUUUAAGGAAUGCAGCCAGUUCCUCUACAUGCACACACCACCCACUGGCAUCCGAGGGGGCAACCUAAAGAGGAUUUGCCAACGCUAUGGGGACAAACCCCGCUAUGCCACCCUGUACGACAGCAGCCGGCGUCUGCCUCUUUAUUCAGCCUACACGUUCAAGAAAUCGGACGGGCAGAGAAGGAUGGACACCCCCUGGAUGUACGAACCACAGCUAGCCUCUGAGGAUGAGAGCGGGAACAUGCAGACUCUGCCCCCUGGUGACAAGACUGACCCAUUGAUUGAGGAGAGCCAAGCAGUGUUGGAGGACUACACUGACGCUGUGGAGUAUGAACGUGGCCCACUAAACCCAGAUCAACACCAGGCCGACAAUCAGGACAAAGCUGCCGUCUACACGCUUACCAAUGUAGUGCCUCAGAUCACUGACUUCAUGGAGGGUUCAUGGGCAGCACAUGCAGAUAGAAUAAGACGACGGCUCAAUAACUUCUGCCAAGGCGUUUCGUACAUUGUUACCGGGGUCACCAUUUCUGGGGUGACCAUUCGUCGGGGUGGGCAGGACCGCAUGGCGGUCCCUAAGCAUCUGUGGUCAGCGUACUGCUGCCCACGGUAUGAUCGUAACUCACCCUAUGAGGUGAGGUAUAUGUUCCCUUCCUAUGCAGCCUAUGGACUGAAUGAAGUGAUGGGCCACAGUGUUGUGGAGGUGCCUCUAAAGACACUUGAGAACUUUCUGAAGAACCAAACAGGAAUGGACAAAAAUUUGAGCAUAUUCUUAAGAGGCUGUGUCUCGGAGAACAAAUUCAAAAAGAAGAAAAGAUAG
Messenger RNA from Astyanax mexicanus (Mexican tetra), 873 nucleotides. RefSeq names its product endonuclease domain-containing 1 protein-like. The transcript has 3 exons. Gene Ontology annotation, molecular function: metal ion binding; hydrolase activity; nucleic acid binding. The coding region runs from base 1 to 873 and encodes 290 amino acids. NCBI's taxonomy places the organism in Eukaryota, Metazoa, Chordata, Actinopteri, Characiformes, Acestrorhamphidae. The record is from RefSeq and is a predicted model, not a curated record.